AAACAAUAAAUAAAAAACAAAAAUUCCAUCAUCCCCUAUAUAUAUAGCCUAUAAACUCCAGAAACUUUGUGCUGAGUGUUAUACAGACAUUUCUGAACAUCCAUCACACGCAAGAUCCAAAAAUGGCUUUCAUGUACAUGUUAUUUGGACUCUUGGCUGCUGCCACACUUUUUAACCCAACCGCCUAUGGUUCAAAUUUCGGACAAGUCAGCAGCUUUCAAGGUUCACAAGGAUAUGGAUAUGGUGGAAUUCCUGGAAUAGGCGGUAUCGCCAGCAGUAUUGGUGCUGGUAGUCUAGGAAAUGGAAUCAAUGUAAUCGGUGGAAUCGAUGGUGCCGGUAUUUCUGGAUAUCCCUAUGGUGGAUAUGGAGGAAUAGGGGCCGGUUUAACUUUCCCAGGUUACAGCUUUGGAUAUGGUUACCCAGGAAUAGGACAGUCACAUUUCAGUCAACUAUCCCACAUACCAGUCACCACCCAUCAAGUCCAACAAAUACCUGUUGUUAACACCCACUCCGCCAGCUACCACCCGUUCCCAGUCUACCCACGCCCCCAGAGACCUUUACUUGGCAUUGAUGAAAUGACCGUCUUGAACAUCAACGCACCCAUUUUCAAAAAGGAAGGAGGAUACUUCUACCAGAACAGUCCUUCCUACAGUAGCUAUCCCAUAUACAAGACCUAUCCACAAUACCACUACCCACAAACCUACCACCAUUCCCAUACCACCCACCACUCCAUCGUACCCUACUAUUAUGGACAUGGAGGAUAUGGAGGAUACGGAGGAUAUGGAGGAUACGGUCAUGGAGGAUUUGGAGGAUACGGUCAUGGAGGAUUUGGAGGAUACGGUCAUGGAGGAUUUGGAGGAUACGGUCAUGGAGGAUAUGGAGGAUACGGUCAUGGUUUUGGUUAUGGUCAUGGUCAUAGUUAUUAUGGAGGUCACAAUGGCUAUCCUUAUGGAGGUUAUGGCCACCACUACGGAUAUCCCUACUAUGGUCAUGGUCAUUAUUAAUUCAAAGCGAAACUGGAUCGAGCUGAAACAAGCUGCAGGGUUGCUGAUGUACUUUGCAUUCUAACUACCAUCAAACAAUGACUGAAAGAAAAAAAAACAAAACAAAACAAACCCUAUAAAUAAAUAGAUAAAAAUCCUGACACAACAACAACAACA
Molecule: messenger RNA, 1160 nt
Organism: Octopus sinensis (East Asian common octopus)
Lineage: Eukaryota; Metazoa; Mollusca; Cephalopoda; Octopoda; Octopodidae
Product: prisilkin-39-like
Exons: 9
Coding region: 123-1004 (293 amino acids)
Source: RefSeq, a predicted model, not a curated record